CGAGCUGGUCGUCGAAGCGGAAGAACUGAAUAUUAUUAAUUCAUUUAUUCACUCUUGAGCAAGAAGCCAGAGAUAAGAACAAAUGGCGAGCAAAGUCGCGAUCCUUCUCUUGGCACUGGGACAUCUUGAGGUUGCCCAAAGUCUUGCGAAGCCAGAGCCCGGAGAAUGUCUGGCGCCCACCUACAUGACCCGCUUCAGCGCAAAACUCUUCCCGGAAAUACUAAAGUUGGAAAUAAAUCGCGAGGUCGUUGUCUUUUCACCCUUCGCCGUGCACGCCAUGCUGGCACUGAUCUACAGGGCAUCGGAGGGUGAAACACUCAGCGAAGUGCAGCGGGUCGGCGAGUUCAACCAGCACCCUGUUUUCGUGGCCCUGGACUUCGAGCGACUGAUCAAGUUCAAGGAGCAUCUCCCGAGUGCCACGCUAGAUACUCGCCCCGGAGUAUUCUACAACCGGAAACUGGGUCCAGUUAAUUCCCGCUACAAUGAGUUCUCCAAAUUCUAUUUUGACAUCGACACAAAGCCUGUAGACAUGGAUAGCGGCAGGGAUAUGUCAAGCUGGUUACCCUUCUGGAUAAAGAGAUUCGACAUUAGUUCCCAGAUGCAGGCGAUACUCGAUAACACAGUGGAAUUCAAGGGUGUCUGGAAGCACAAUUUCGACAAGAUCAACACGCGGAAAUCCGAAUUCCACCUCGGCAGCGGUGAAACUAUCAAUGUUGCAAUGAUGCACAACCACGAAGUCUAUGGUCUGGCUGAUCUGCCCGAACUGGACGCCACCGCCUUGGAACUGCCCUUCAAGAAUAGUGCCACCAGCAUGCUGAUCCUGCUGCCCAAUCAGCUCGACGGACUGGCUAACCUCGAGCAGCAGUUGGCCCAGCCGGAGUUUGAUCUCAACCGGAUCGCCAACCGCCUGCACCGCCAGUCGGUCACGGUGGGCCUGCCCUGGUUCACUCUCGACUUCUUUUGUGACUUGGGCGAUCCUCUGAAGAAGCUGGGCCUCAGCCAGGUGUUCAGGAACAGCUCGAAGGUGACCAAAUUGCUCGAACAGACGGUGCGCGUGGACAAGAUCCUGCAUAGGGUCUACAUUAAUGUGUCGGAGUUGGGAACAGUAAACUCGAACUAUUCGGGUCCAGUUUAUGACCAGUCAAUGCCUGCCAACUCCAAGGAGUUCGUCGCUAAUCGGCCAUUCGUCUUUGCCAUCCGCACUCCCAACUCAGUGCUGUUGAUGGGUCAUGUCAAGGUCCCUUGGAUACUGUAAAGAAAAGAAGAUAUACUUGUGACGAUCGCAAUUUCGCGAUUAAAUUAAUAACUUUUGAUUUUGACGUUUUUAAACAUGUGUUGCAUAUCAAAAGUUGACGAAUCUCAAGAGCUAUAAAAGUACAAAAUAGAAAUAAAAUCAAUAGAAUCGUUAUUUAUUUAUUUGCAAAAAAAUUAUGACU
Drosophila elegans is the source of this 1436-nucleotide messenger RNA. Its product is annotated as ovalbumin-related protein X-like. The record is from RefSeq and is a predicted model, not a curated record. Bases 83 to 1255 code for a protein of 390 amino acids. Lineage: Eukaryota; Metazoa; Arthropoda; Insecta; Diptera; Drosophilidae. The transcript has 3 exons. Gene Ontology annotation, molecular function: serine-type endopeptidase inhibitor activity.